Molecule: messenger RNA, 1382 nt
Organism: Rhineura floridana
Lineage: Eukaryota; Metazoa; Chordata; Lepidosauria; Squamata; Rhineuridae
Gene: VWC2
Product: von Willebrand factor C domain containing 2
Exons: 4
Coding region: 315-1307 (330 amino acids)
Biological process (GO): negative regulation of BMP signaling pathway
Cellular component (GO): AMPA glutamate receptor complex
Molecular function (GO): protein binding
Source: RefSeq, a predicted model, not a curated record
GGCUGAACCGGUAUAUUUUCGUUUGUUGUCGGGCGGCUCGUGUAGUGCCUUUGCCUCGCCAGGCAAAGAGCCAAGCGGAGGAGACUACGGGCAGAGGCCCGUGUUGCUUGCCUGUCCUCCUUUCAGAACGGAAUGGGAGCGAAAAGCAGAGCUGUCGUUUCUCCCGCGCAGAGAAGUAGCCCACUGACUGGGCUGACAUGAAAAGAAGGGAGCUGCUUUGCUUGAGCUAUGUGUACGAAGGGAUUGUGAAUUGACAGAGUGGUUCCCUUUGAUGUGAAUGAAGCAAGUCCUGCCUUUCUGGGAUGCCUUAGGUGAUGCCCAGCUCUACUGCAAUGGCAAUUGAGGCUCUGUCUAGCUCCCUCCUUGUGACUUGCUGCCUAAUGUUUGCUCUCUGUAGCUCCACUGCACCUUUGCAAAAACUCACUCAAGACAAGCAGGAAAUAAAAACAAAUCAAGAAAAGCGGAACCACACAUCCGCCUGGGAGAACCAGAAUCAGACAGGACCUGGGAAAAUGAAUGAAAUGAGCAGGAAUGGAAGAGAGGAGGGCAUCAGAGACUGGAAAAGCAAAGGUAACAGAAGUUAUUUUAACAAAGAAUCUUGGACUAAGCAAAAACAAGCUUUGAGCAGCCAGACAACAAGUGGCAAGUUUGGGAGCCUCCAAACCCAAGAACAGAUGGAGGUUGUUCAGGAAGGGUUUCUAGCUGCUGAAGAUUCUUCUUUCUUGGAUGUUGCUGGUAGUACCCCUGAACCUCCAGAGGAAUAUGCUUACCCAGACUACCGUGGAAAAGGCUGUGUGGAUGAGAGUGGCUUUGUUUAUGCGAUUGGGGAAAAGUUUACUCCAGGUCCAUCAGCAUGUCCUUGCCUUUGCACUGAAGAGGGUCCUCUAUGCAUUCAGCCAGAGUGUCCUAGACUCCACCCUCGCUGUAUUCAUGUUGACACCAGUCAGUGUUGUCCACAGUGCAAAGAAAGGAAAAACUACUGUGAGUUCCGGGGGGAAAUCUACCAGACACUGGAAGAAUUCACGGUUUCACCUUGUGAAAAAUGUCGCUGUGAAGCCAAUGGUGAAGUAGCGUGUACUGUGUCGGCUUGUCCUCAGACUGACUGUGUUGAUCCUGUAUAUGAACCAGAUCAGUGCUGUCCUGUCUGCAAAAAUGGACCCAACUGUUUUGCAGAGACUACUGUCAUUCCAGCAGGUCGAGAGGUAAAGACUGAUGAAUGCACUAUAUGUCACUGUACAUAUGAAGAAAUUACCUGGCGAAUUGAACGACUGGCUAUGUGUACCAGACAUGAGUGCAAGCACAUAUAGAUCUACAAAUCUAAUGACUAGAGAUGUUUUUAUAAAAUAUUUCCAUGCUCCAAAUAAUAUUUGACAAAAUAAGAU